Cynoglossus semilaevis (tongue sole) is the source of this 1802-nucleotide messenger RNA. It is a transcript of the gene thumpd1, whose product is annotated as THUMP domain containing 1. Gene Ontology annotation, biological process: tRNA modification. The transcript is spliced from 5 exons. Gene Ontology annotation, molecular function: RNA binding. Lineage: Eukaryota; Metazoa; Chordata; Actinopteri; Pleuronectiformes; Cynoglossidae. The record is from RefSeq and is a predicted model, not a curated record. Bases 189 to 1124 code for a protein of 311 amino acids.
CGUGCUGUUGUGAGGCGUUUCUUUACACUGGAAACAGCUGCAGGUCAACGUCGUAGUUUCAAUUCCAAACAACGGGAUUUGUCCGCUUUAAGUGGCGUAAACGCGGUGAAACUCCUAAAGUACCUGAGAAGGAAACCAAACAUCAACAAGGUGAGAACAAACGGCGGAGACAAAGUCACUGCUAAAGCAUGUCAGCCGCGCACAGCGAGUCGAGGAAACGGAACAAGAAGCGCUAUGCCGGCGGCCACCACCACAGUAAACGCUGUAAAGGCGCCAGAGAACUGGAGGUCGGAAUGAACGGGAUCCUCAUCACAUGCAACAUGAACGAGAAGAAGUGCACGGCAGAGGCCUUCAACCUGCUCAAUGAAUACGCUGACCAGCUGUACGGUCCAGAGAAGUUACAGGAAGAUGGUGGGAGCAGCAGCGGGGAAGAAGAAGAAGAAGACGUGGACGUGGCUCUGAAGAAAGAAGUGGCUCAACUGAGGGCGUCUGGACCAAAACAGGAACGACGGUUCCAGGCCUUGGACAGUGGGGCCAACAAUGUGAUCUUCAUCAAAACAAACAGUCUUGAGUCUGACGAGUUGGUUCAUCACAUUCUGUCUGAUCUUCACUCAUCCAAGAAGAAAAAGUCACGAGUGAUCCUCCGGAUGCUUCCGGUGACUGGAACAUGUAAAGCCUUCCAGGAGGAUAUCGUCAAGUACCUGACGACUUUCCUGGAGCCUUGGUUCAAAACCCCAAACUCUGCCACAUAUCAGAUCGCCUUCAAGGCUCGAAACAGCAGCCACAACAAGAGAGACGACAUCAUCAAAGCAGUCGCAGGUCUGGUUGGGAAGAUGAAUCCUAAAAACAAAGUGGAUUUGACCAACCCACAGCUGACGGUCAUCGUGGAGGUGAUAAAGGCCGUGUGCUGCGUCAGUGUGGUCAAGGACUACACUCUGUACAGGAAGUACAACGUCCAGGAAGUAGUCAAAGUACAUGCUUCAAAGUCUGAUAAGACAGAUCCAGACGAUGGUCCUGGACAGGAGGUGGAAGUAGGAAGAGAAAAGACGGAGGAGUCUGGGAACGGCGGCCACGAGUCCCCGGAGAACAAAGACACAGAUGAAGGCGGAGUCGACGGGGAGUGAAACUUUUUUGUUUGUUUAAACUUUUAAACCAGUUUUCUAGGUUAACAUUUGACAGCGUUUGAUUUAAAAAAAAAAAAACGUUUACUUUUCUUUUUCUAACACAAAUGUGUGAUCAAUCAACAUGGACAUGUUACAUCUUAACCCCUGUGUUACAGUACUGCAGUACUACAGUAGUAAAAUAAUGCAGAAAAGCUGAGGAAUAUUCAUACGUAAGCAGCUCAAAUCAAAGAUUUGUUAAUUUAUUUUUAAAAAUACAGUUUUCUAUCCAAAUUAAUUGUAAAUUGUAUAAGAAAAAAGUUGAUUAAAUAGAAAAAUGAUCGACUGGCUGUGAAGCCUUAGUUUUAAAAAGUGUUUUUUGGCAAAGAUAAUAUUUUAUACAGCUGUCAUUUUCUAUUCAAUGGUUCAACGAGCACAGCUCGAAGAUUUCACCUCGUGUCGAAUGUGAGCUGUUACAUUUUUAUCCUUCAGUGAAAUGUCCUGUGGAUUUAAAAUGUCCAAAUGCAGUUUUUCUUUUGGCCACAAGAUGGUGACAGUGACAGGUAUGAACGUUCAAAUGACAUGUAGAUGGUUUUUGUUGAAUUCUAAAUCGAUUACUAUUUUUAUGUAGAAAAUAUUUUUAGACAGUAUCAUUGAUGAAUCAUUGUUGCUCUCAAUAAACUGUAUUUUUCUCAGUCGAAG